AUGAAGUUGUUAAUUGAAUUUAUCUUCGCUUCGUGUCUGAUCGCGAGUAUUUCCGCUGCUGCAGUGCCGAAUAGACUCUUUGAGCGUGACGUCGCAAGUGAUUAUGCCGAGCCAGUCGCCAGCGAGAUAGACGAACUCGGACCCGCGGCCAGUGAAAUAGACGCACAAGGCCCGGAACUAGUCAGAGAACGUCGCUUAACCUGUGAUUUGUUCUCCUUCCAAUCGCAGUGGGUCUCGCCUAAUCACUCAGCUUGCGCCGCGAAAUGCAUCGCUCAAGGAAAACGCGGCGGGUCUUGCUCAAAUGGAGUUUGUAAUUGCAGGGGCAGAUGGUGGGGUAAAUAA
Cotesia congregata is the source of this 342-nucleotide messenger RNA. Lineage: Eukaryota; Metazoa; Arthropoda; Insecta; Hymenoptera; Braconidae. The record is from the annotation of a GenBank genome assembly.